Colletotrichum karsti is the source of this 336-nucleotide messenger RNA. RefSeq lists its product as uncharacterized. The record is from RefSeq and is a predicted model, not a curated record. Gene Ontology annotation, biological process: translation; cytoplasmic translational elongation. The transcript has 2 exons. NCBI's taxonomy places the organism in Eukaryota, Fungi, Ascomycota, Sordariomycetes, Glomerellales, Glomerellaceae. Gene Ontology annotation, molecular function: structural constituent of ribosome. Bases 1 to 336 code for a protein of 111 amino acids. Gene Ontology annotation, cellular component: ribosome; cytosolic large ribosomal subunit.
AUGAAGCACCUCGCCGCUUACCUUCUCCUCGGCCUCGGCGGCAACGCCUCUCCCUCCGCCAAGGACGUCAAGGCCGUCCUUGAGUCCGUCGGCAUUGAGGCCGAUGACGAGCGCCUCAACAAGCUCAUCUCUGAGCUCGAGGGCAAGGACAUCAACGAGCUCAUCUCUGAGGGCUCCAGCAAGCUCGCUUCCGUCCCCUCUGGUGGCGCUGGCGGUGCUGCCGCUGGUGGUGGUGCUGCUGCUGGCGGUGCCGCUGAGGCCGCUGCCGAGGAGGCUCCCAAGGAGGAGGAGAAGGAGGAGUCCGAUGAGGACAUGGGCUUCGGUCUCUUCGACUAA